UCAUUUCCAACAAGCAACAGGUUAUGUCAGUUUGAAGUUUGAUUGAAUAUUGAAUGUCACAACAAAAAUUAAAUUGUCUGAAAGGAGGUGAAAUUUUUGUAUAACUGUUUCUGAGAAAAAUGUAGAAUACGUUAUGAAAAAUGUUAAAUUCUUACAGAAAUAUAAAAUAGCUUUGAUUUAUUGUUCAAGAUAUGAAAAUAUAUCUACUUAAAAGGUAUUUGUCAACUUAACAGAGCGAUGCCUAACCAUAUUACCUUUAAUAUCAAACCAUAAAAUAUGAUUCAUAUCUCUUCCAUAUAGUUAAUUGUUUUAAUGAGGGUAUAUUAGUUGAUUAAGUAUGGGCGUUACAUAGAUUUAUAAAAUGUCAGAAAACAUCGAAACCACUGGAUGCGUCCCAAAAAUGGUUCAAUCCUGGAGAACUUUAGUCACCACCUUUACUACAGGACAUAAAAUCCAUCCAUCUAACCAACAGCCUCUUAGGGAUUGUGAAUUCAUUGUAAUUGAUUCCAAAAUACAAAUACGGGUUGUACAUGUUUGUCCAGGGUAUUUAAGAAAGUCUAUAAUAGUUUCUCAGCCAAUAUUUUUUGACUCAAAAAGAUGCUCCCUCUCUGAAGAGUACUGGUUUAGCAGAUGGAAUAAACCAUUAAAAAUUGGAAAUUGUAACUGCUCGUUUAGGAGGUCCGUAAGAUGUUCAGUAACUUUAAGUCAGCCUUUAGGACAGAAUAUAGAUAGAACUUUAAUUCCCAGUAUAGAAUUGCCACCUACAAAAAUUAAAAACAUAGCAACAUUUGUGGAACGUCUUAUACAAGAUACAUUUUUUGAAGCCUGUCAUGAAUAUUACAUGUUAAGAACAAAAGAUCACCAACCAACAAAUAGUGAUAAUGGGAAAGUAAAUUUGGGAUAUGAAAUUACUGAUGAAGAUAAUGUUGUCAUAACACUUAGGCGAAAAUUAAAUGAUGCUUCCAAAAAUGAUUUUGCAGCUAACAAGACUGAAUUACGAAAUAGUUUUUGUGUGCGCAAAACAUGUGUUCAUAAAAAAGCUUUACAGAAACCUUUGGUUAUCAUGUUUCAUGGUAUAGGCACAUCAGCAGAUAUCUGGACAAUCGUUAUUAAUGCAAUGACCUGUAGAGGGUAUGAGGUGGUGGCUCCCGAUAUGUUGGGACAUGGCUUCAGUUCAGCUCCAUUAAAGUCUAGCUAUUAUACAUUCAAUAAUUUAUUACUUCAAGCUCUUACUAUUUUUGACUAUUAUAUGGCUGACAGCAAAAGGAAAUGUAUUUUAAUUGGGCACUCAUAUGGGUGCAGCUUAAUAACAGCCAUGUACCCACAUCGUGCACAGCAAAUCAGCCAGCUUGUUCUAAUUAGUGGAGGGGGUCCUAUACCUCUAGCACCUUAUGUGAAAGAUGAUGGCAUACCACCAUUUGGAUUUGCAUAUACUUUGUUACAUCCAUUACUCUACUGUGGUGUCAAAAGAAGUAUUUUCUUUUCAUCAAGAGGGAAACAUUUUAAAGUUUGUGAUGAUGAGAAUGGUUUACCAAGACACGUCAUUGAAAAUAUAGCUAUUGGCCAGAAGUGGUCCCAAGGGGAUACAGCUUUCCACAGAAGAAUCACUGCGCCCACUCUUUUAGUGCAUGGUUUACAAGAUCCUCAUGUCACCUUAGUUCAAGAGUGUGAAAUGGAAAGGACAAUUCCAAGAGCUUUCCUAGAACUGAUACCAAAUGCUGGACAUCUACCUAUGAUUGAAACUCCAGAGCAUUUAAUUCACAUGAUUAUCUGCUUUCUAGACAUGUGGAGCUGAUUCUUACAGAGGAUAUUAAUCGUAUUAUUUAUCUUUCAGAAAGAUAAUUUAAUUCUCAUAAUCUUUUGCAGCUUAGGUUUUUUAACCAUUUAUAAUAUUUGUCAAAUAUCUUUAACCUUCCUAAUACCAAGUCAAUUUUAAAACACCUAGUACCAGGUGGGUGACUUAUCGUCCCCAGUGUGUUUUUUGUAUAUUUAUACAAAAUUAUUGUUAAAAUUGUAUAAAAACGGUAAUGUUUUAAGAUGUUAUAAUUUUGAAGACAUUUUUACCAAUAACUAUUACUUGAAAUAGUUUAAACAACAGCAAACAACAAAUUAUUCAGAAAUUUUUAAAUUGACAAAUCACCUUUCACGUUUAUUACAUAUUUGAACUAUCUUCCUGUGUGAUGGACACACAAUAUUAUUACAGUUAGAACAUUUGCUUUGAUAGUUGUAAUAUUUCUUCCUUGACCUUCCUUUUAUUUUUGGUUGUGGUGAAUUCGGUUGUUCCACAACAAAACGUUGAGAUGAACCCACAUCACAAAAGCAUUUACUGCUGCAAUGUCAAUAUUGUUCAUAAACAACGUAGCUGUCUACCUUUUGGAUUGUCUGUUGCAGUAGCGAUGGAAAAACCUACCGGUUAUAACCUAAAACCGGUUUUUUUACUUUGCAUUAACCGGUUUAACCGGUUGUUUUGUUGUCCCGGUUAUAUCCGUUUUUUCUUUUUAAAGUAAUAACCGGUGAAACACCGGAUAAGUAACCUCUCUAAUAACAGGAUCAAAGUGGUACAUCAGCCAUUAUGAAACAAUUAAGUUUUAUUAUAUUUUUAGUUCAUUGAAAUGUUACCGUUGUCCCCCCGCUGCCAUCUUGGAAAAAGCGGUGCAAAGACUUUUCGCGCUGUAUCUCGUAAACUAGCAACCCUACAGAAAAUGUAAUCAAACAAAAUGUAGCAAAUUAAAUUUUCUACAAAUUUAUUUCUUUUACCUUUUAUCGUCAAGUGACCAACAAAAAAGUUAAACAAAAAUAAGUAAAAAUUUUGUAACAAGUUUCCUUUUGGAGGUUAUAACCUUUUUUCACUUGAUUUAACAAUAAAAUGACAUCAUGGCCAUUUUGUAGAGGGAUUUUCAAAUAACAAUUUCCACUAUAAAGUUUUUUAAUUUGAUUUAUUUAUCUAGGUUUUACAGCGGUCCAAACUUGACCAGAUUCUCGAAUACUCAUAGGGAUACGAUCAAAACAAAACGUUAGGCUUAGUUUUCUAUAUAUAUUUUAUUAUUCAUACAAUUUAUUAUGAUCUUAACAUUCCAAUGCUAUUAUUAAACUAUUUUUGACCCUUUUCCCUACCACCUAUGAGGUAGAGUCUGGAGGCGCGUUUUUUAUGUGGUGUCCCCAAUAGGCCUAAUCCACGGGCAAUUUCUAGACAAAAUAAUAUUAUUUAUUAUUAUACAGGGUGUCCAGAAAACUCUACCGACAAACGAAGACAGGAGAUUCCUCAGAUAAUUUUAAGAUAUUUUAACCCAAUUCACCUAGUUCGAAAAUGCUUCCUAAGGGAGCUCUUUGAAGAUGGCGUUUUGUAAUUAGUUUUUGUUAAAUACCUCCGGAACGCUUCUAUUGAGAAAAACGAAAAUUGGUACACGUAUUCAUCUUCCAGAGAUAAAUCGAUUCCAUGCAUUGCGAAUUUCUUGUACCGGUCUUAGGCGUCCGUUUUGGGUAGGGCAACAGUUAUUUUAUCGCAUAACUUUUUUGUCUUUAAUUUUUAAGCAUUUUUGACUCUGGAUUAUUAAAUUGUGAGGUAUUCUACAACUAAAAGGUACUCCUGUUUUAAGUCGAUAGAAUACACCGUUUUUUAGAAAAAUCGAUGUCAAAUUUUUCUUUUUUUGAAUUUCCAAAAAAAAUUAAGAAAAAAAACUAUUUACAACUCCGAAAACUGGUACGUUUAUUUAUAUUUCAGAGAUGAAUCUAUUUCAUUAAUUGCGAAUUUCUAGUACAGGUCAUAUGCGUCCGUUUUGGGUAGGUCAACGGUUAUUUUAUCGCAUAAUAUUUUUGUCUUUAAUUUUUAAGCAUUUUUGACUUUAGAUUAUUCUAAUACUAAAAGUUACUCUUGCUUUAAGUUGGCAAAAUACACCGUUUUUUUGAAAAAAAUUUUCAAUUUUUUUCAAAUUCAAAAACGAAAAAUUUUCAAAUCGAUUUUUCUAGAAAACCCUGUGUCCUACUGCCUUAAAGCAAGAGUACCUGUUAGUACUAGAAUACCUCACAAUUUAAUAAUACGGGGUCAAAAGACACCGUAGACAAAAAAGUUAUGUGAUAAAAUAACCGUUGCCCUACCCAAAACGGACGCCUAUGAUCGGUACUAGAAAUUCGCAAUGGAUGGAAUCGAUUUAUCUCUGGAAGAUAAAUAUACGCACCGAUUUUCGUUUUUCUAAAUUGAAGCAUUCUGGAGGUAUUUAUGAAAAACUAAUUACAAGACGGCAUUUUCAAAGAGCUCUAGCUCCCUUAGGAAGUAUUUUCGGACUAGGUGAAUUGAGCUAAAUUCUCUUAAAAUUAUCUGAAGAACCCAAUAUCUUCGUUUGUCGGUAGAGUUUCUGGACACCCUGUAUAUUGAAAAAGGUUUAUCAAAGUUAUCAUUUUUUUCAUUCUCUUCGAUGAUCCAGGCUGCUGGUUAAGAUCUGAAUCAUUAUCCGAGGUGAAUUUUGUGGUAUAAGUGGGAGUUAGCGUUGGCAUCAUUUUCGGUAAUUCAUCUUCCAAUUAAUUUUCUUCAAUUAAUGUCCACGAUGUUGUUGCAGCUCUCACUACCACAAUGGAGGCACACUGCUGACCAUAUGAGGCUUUCGGCAACCGCACGCACUUCCACAGUUUCCUUUGCAUCUGUAAAAUAUUAAUUUCAUAAGCUAGGAGGGUGCUGGAGGCUUGGAAGUUUGUUUUGGUAUCCAAAAUUUUCCAUGCUUUUUCCAUCCCCAAUUUUUCUGGAUCACAAUGGUUACCGAGCCAAUGUUGACUGAAUCUGGUGAUACACUCGGAGACUAGAAACGGGAUGCAUCUUGUGUUGGAGGAUGUGAGGAGAGAUUAAAUGCAUUUUUUGUCACUGUCUUAGCGAAUCGUUUGUAUCUCAGGGUGUCCAGAGAAUCGCCUUUAUUUCCGCCAUAUAAAGAGACGAAGAAACGUUCGCCAACAAUACUCAGUAAAAAUGGCUCGACUUUCUCACUGACAAAUAAUGAUGUUCCAUUAGCGGACUCAGGAUGCCUCUGCAAAAUUUUUAUGAAUUUUACUUUUAGACGGAGAGGCAGCACUGAAAAAUCUCUUUGAAUUUACUAAAGCUAGAUUUUUCACAGUUGAUUACUGUGAGUGUGUAGAGAAACAUGCUGCGGUCGGUCAAGCGAAACGUAGAACAGGGGUUACUGAGAGGGUAUCAAAGUUGCUUUCCUACGAAGGUAAUUAAAUCCAUUUACUAAGGCUGAAAAUCAGUACACACAUUCUAAAUUAAAUAUAAAUAAAAGUUAUUAUAGUCGGUCAGCUGUAUGAUGGGACAGAGCCGGUCGGUCGGCCCCAAUAGUCGAUUGAGGAAAUGAAGCAUUUUGGCUCGUAAUUUUUUCGUCCAGCAUGGAUUUACUUGAAAUUUUCACAGAAGGUAGGGAAUGCCACCCCAUCUCGGGGGUGGGAAUUUUUUAUUACAUUUUAACCAUGUAAUUCAAUGGAAAGACCAUGUAAGAAAAAAUGUUUUACAUUUUCUUCGUAAAACUAAUAUUUUUCGAGUUAUUCGCGCUUGAAAGUAACAGUUUAUCGACUAAAAAAACGACUUUUUUAGAGGGUUUUUGAAAAUACCUCGAAAAAUAUGCAUUUAAUCAAAAAAACUGUAGAUCUCAAAAUUGUAUCUUUUAGUAACACAAACCAAAUUCUUUUCCAAUAAUAUCUUUAAGACCAAUACAAACCGAUAUACGAUAUGUUAAAGGUUACCUUUUUUCGUCAAAUGCAUAAUUUGAAAUAUUCAAAGUAAAUAAUGGGAAAAAUUUGCAUUUUUCGAGGAAAACUUAAAUAAUCUUUCUUCGAGUACAGUAUUGUGCGAAUUAAUGUGAACAAACAGAAUUAAUUUGUAAAUAUGAUUUAUUUAGGCCAAAGGUAAAUUUAGGUACACUUACAUGAGAUUUUUUCAUUAAUUAGUAUUUAAUAUGUCCCCCUUUUACUUUUAUGACUUCCUGGAGUCUUCUAGACAAGUUUUUUUGCAAUUGUUUGUGAUUGCUUCAUCUCUAAACCACACAAUCACUGCUUCCACCAGUUUUGUUUUUGUCGUACAGUCAAAUUUUUGCAGUUUAGCCUUACAUAUUGCCCACAAAUUUUCAAUAGGAUUAAGGUCGGGUGAAUUUCCAGGCCAAUCAAGAAGGGUAAUAUUAUCCUUGAAGUAUUUCAUCAUAACCUUCGAUACAUGGCACGGAGCUGAAUCUUGUUGAAAAAUUGCAGUCCCUUCGGCCUGUACUUUGUCAAGCUCUAUAGCUAAGCGUUGCUCUAGCAUGGCUUUGUACUUUUCACUGUUCAUCAUACCUUCAAUAGGAAUAAGAGUGCCAGUUUCUGAGUAUGAAAAACAACCCCAGAACAUUUUUUUGGUGGGAUGUUUAACUGUUUAGUUAAUAUGGCUAGCUGAAAGUGACUCAUUGGCUGCCUUUCGUACGAAUUUUGAUCGCUGUCCCUGCACUAGGAAGUGAAUUUCAUCAGAAAAUAAAACUUUUCGCCAAUCUUCUGCACUCCAAUGAGCGUAUUUUUUUGCCCAAUUUAGUCUUUUUUUCAUCAUAGGCGCUGUCAGAAGUUGUUUCUUCUGCGGUCUCACGGCUUCUUCUCCCUCCUUCUAAGAGACGUCUGCGUACUGUUGAGUCGUGAAUUUUUAUUCCAGCCUUUUCUAAAUCUUGCUGAAGGUCAUAACUUGUUUUUCUGGGAUGAAGUUUGCUAUCGCGCACAAUAAAGGCUUCAUCUCGAGGAGUAGUCUUCCGUUUUCUUGAAAAACUGAAUUUUGAUCUCUGUUCACAUUAAUUCGCACAAUACUGUAUACAAUUAGACCUUUCAAAAAAUAAUAAAAAGUUUCUAGCAUGAAAAUUAAUCGGCUUAUAAUCAAAAAAAUGUCGGUACCUGCUUUUCUCUACGAAAAAAUCAGUGAAAACAACCCCCUAACUACCUCCCUAAUUCAAAAUUGGUCUUCACCUUUCUAUAGUUCCUUUUAUAUUUUUAUUAUCAAUACACUCAAGGAGUUUGACCUAUUUAAAUUGCCUAAUUUUGCAAAAAUUGGAGUUUAAAGAAAAAUUGACUUUUUGCAAUUUGGUAUUUUUCACCUUUUACUUCAAAAUAUCUCCGAAAAUACUGAAGAUACAAAAAAAUUAUUAACUACUAAAUUGUAGCUUUUUUAAUGACUAAAAUUACCCUGUGCAUAGAUUUUCAUUACAGUGAAUAGUUAGCCAGAUAUAGCUGUUUAAACUCUAUUUAUCAGCAAACUCCCCCUUAUUCGAGCCCUUUAAACCCGCCCCAAUUAAAAACUAAGGGAUCUUAUGGAAUUUAAUUUACACAGUCUUAUAGCUCUUUAAAAAUCCUACAAAAUCAUUUUUGAAGAAACUUUUUAUUGCCAAAAAUAUAUAGAAUAUUUUUCGAGGUAUUCUCAAAACACCCUUAGUUUUACGAAGAAAAUGUAAAAAACAUUUUUUUCUUAGAAUCACUUUUUCCAUCCAACUACAUGGUUAAAAUGUAAUAAAAGAUUCCCACCCCAGAGAUGGGGUGGCAACCACCCCCAAGGUUUUAACGUAUGAUAGCGGCAUGAUAUAGAAAAUGAUCCUUGGACUAUUCCCUACCUUCUGUGAAAAUUUCAAGUAAAUCUAUGCUGGACGAAUAAAUUGCGAGCCAAAAUGUUUCAU
This is a messenger RNA of Diabrotica virgifera virgifera (western corn rootworm), 7655 nucleotides long. Its product is annotated as protein ABHD8-like. The record is from RefSeq and is a predicted model, not a curated record. NCBI's taxonomy places the organism in Eukaryota, Metazoa, Arthropoda, Insecta, Coleoptera, Chrysomelidae. The transcript has 7 exons. Bases 362 to 1795 code for a protein of 477 amino acids. Gene Ontology annotation, molecular function: catalytic activity.